ACAAGAGAAAAUACCAAGAUGAAAUUGUUCUUAAUAAUGUUUGUGAUUCUAUUUGGCUUUAGUUACGAUAAAGCCUAUGGAAAAGGUUCUUUAGAUAUCGAUAUAAAACUGAAGGCUCUUAAUAAGCCUGCGUUGAAGACCAUCAAGAGUCAAGACGGAGAUAUAAUAGAUUGUAUCGAUAUCUAUAAGCAACAUGCUUUUGAUCAUCCCGCUUUAAAAAACCACAAGAUUCAGAUGAAACCAAGUAUUGAAUUUGGUGAAAAGAAGACUAAUAAAAUUCCAAACAACGGUUCAUCUGAACAAAUAACGUCUCAGAUUUGGUCCAAAUCUGGAGACUGUCCGGAUGGGACAAUACCGGUUCGCAGAGUUAGUCGAGAAGACAUAAGAAGAGCCUCUUCACCGUCUCAAUUUGGGAGAAAAUCUCCACAUAGAUACAAUUAUCUCGACAAUGCACUUCAUCAACGCAAGGGUAAAUUCAAUUUCACAGCUGCAAAAAGAAACCAUUCCGGCCCAAUCUUUCGGUCGGAGGCAUUUAUUGUCGCACUAGGGUUCAAUUUUGUUGGAGCUAAAUCUGAUAUAAACGUUUGGAGCCCUCCGAGGGUUCAGCCUAGCGACUACAGCUCUGCUCAGACAUGGUUGCUUGGUGGUGUCUCAUCAGAUAAAUUUGAGAGCAUAGAAGCUGGUUGGAUGGUGAAUCCAGGUGUUUUUGGAGACUACCGGACCCGUCUCUUCAUCUCAUGGACAAAAGAUGGAUAUAAAACCACAGGGUGCAUCAACCUCCUAUGCUCGGGUUUUGUUCAAACAACGAAAAGUUUUGCCCUUGGUGCAGUCAUCGAACCUGUAUCGAGUUCCUCAAGAACGCAAUACAUCAUCACUAUUAGUGUGUUCCUGGAUCCAAACACUGGGAACUGGUGGAUGCCUAGUGGAAACAACGUGUUGGGUUAUUGGCCGGGUACACUGUUCAACAGCCUCAAACACAGCGCGACAGCUGUGCAGUGGGGUGGAGAAGUCCAUAGCCCUAACAUAUUGAAGAAGCCACACACGGUAACGUCAAUGGGGAGUGGACAAUGGGCAAAUUACCUCUACGGAGAAGCUUGUUACCACACCAACCUUAGGAUCAAGGACUAUUCCAUGCAGCUCAAAUACCCUAAAUAUCUAAACGAGUACACUGAUGAGUCCAACUGUUACACUACAAAGCUCCACCGGAAAACGUAUAUGUCAGAACCUCGCUUUUACUUUGGAGGACCUGGCAGGAACCGUUACUGUCCUUGAUUUAAUCUCAUAUGUUGAUUUUGGCAAUUAGUUUUCAUUUCUCUCUUUAGUUA
Capsella rubella is the source of this 1325-nucleotide messenger RNA. RefSeq lists its product as uncharacterized. NCBI's taxonomy places the organism in Eukaryota, Viridiplantae, Streptophyta, Magnoliopsida, Brassicales, Brassicaceae. The record is from RefSeq and is a predicted model, not a curated record. Bases 19 to 1272 code for a protein of 417 amino acids. The transcript has 7 exons.